CCGCCGCCGGCCCCGCGCAGCGCCCUGCGCCCUGCGCCGCGCUCCCCGCGCAGCGCCGCCGCCCCGGACCCCCAGCAGAUUAAACUUGGAUUGUUUGAAAAGCGGAGAGAUUUUUCACCAUAGUUCAAAAAAGAUACAGAAGAGGAGAGCAGAAUGAGAGCUUCCCAAGUACCACAUGCCUGCAGCUUGUUAUCUUUAGCAAUGCUGUUCCUUCCAGUCACUGGAACGUCAAAACAAAAUAUCCCAAGACUUAAGCUUUCCUAUAAAGACUUGCUGCUUUCAAACAGCUGCAUCCCAUUCCUGGGCUCAACAGAGGGGCUUGAUUUUCGAACCCUGCUGCUAGAUGAGGAGAGAGGCCGGCUGCUAAUCGGGGCUAAAGACCACGUCUUCCUGCUCAACUUGGUUGAUUUAAACAAAAAUGUAAAAAAGAUUUACUGGCCUGCAGCAAAAGAAAAGGUGGAAUUGUGCAAACUAGCUGGGAAAGAUGCCCAUACGGAAUGUGCCAAUUUUAUCAGAGUUCUUCAGCCCUACAACCGAACCCAUGUUUAUGCCUGUGGCACGGGAGCAUUUCACCCUCUCUGUGGAUACAUUGAACUUGGAACUCACAAAGAGGAAACAAUAUUCAGGCUGGAUGCUCAAAACUUGGAAUCUGGCAGGUUGAAAUGCCCUUUCGAUCCUCAGCAGCCUUUUGCUUCAGUGAUGGCAGAUGAGUAUCUUUAUGCUGGAACAGCUUCUGAUUUCCUUGGCAAAGAUACCGCUCUAACACGUUCUCUGGGCCCUUCUCACGAUCACCAUUACAUCAGAACUGACAUUUCAGAACAUUACUGGCUUACUGGAGCAAAAUUCAUCGGAACUUUUCCCAUUCCGGACACCUAUAACCCAGAUGAUGACAAAAUCUACUUCUUUUUCCGAGAAAUAUCACAAGAUAGUGGGACAUCUGACAAGACAAUCCUUUCCCGAGUUGGGAGGGUUUGUAAGAAUGAUAUGGGAGGUCAGCGGAGCCUAAUAAACAAGUGGACUACUUUUCUAAAAGCUAGGCUUGUGUGCUCGAUACCUGGUCCGGAGGGAACCGACACACAUUUUGAUGAAUUACAAGAUAUAUUCUUACUUUCUACCAGAGAUGAGAGAAACCCUCUUGUAUAUGGAGUCUUCACUACAACAAGCUCUGUCUUCAAGGGCUCUGCGGUUUGUGUGUACAGCAUGGCAGACAUCAGAGCUGUUUUCAAUGGCCCUUAUGCUCACAAAGAGAGCGCGGAUCAUCGGUGGGUACAAUACGAAGGUCGUAUCCCAUAUCCCAGGCCUGGUACAUGUCCAAGCAAAACCUACGACCCACUUAUAAAGUCUACCAGAGAUUUUCCCGAUGAAGUCAUCAGCUUUAUAAAACGCCACCCACUGAUGUACAAAUCAGUUUACCCAGUGACAGGAGGACCAGUAUUCACUCGAAUCAAUGUGGACUAUCGGCUGACACAGAUUGUGGUGGAUCACGUCAUGGCAGAAGAUGGACAAUACGAUGUUAUAUUCCUAGGAACAGACGUAGGCACAGUACUGAAAGUUGUGAGUAUCACAAAGGAGAAGUGGACUAAGGAGGAGGUAGUCCUAGAAGAGCUGCAAAUAUUCAAGCACCCUUCGUUUAUCUCGACUAUGGAGAUUUCUCAAAAGCAGCAACAAUUGUACAUUGGUUCCAGGGAUGGAUUGGUUCAGCUCUCUCUGCACAGAUGUCACACGUAUGGGAAGGCUUGUGCAGACUGCUGCCUCGCCAGAGACCCAUACUGUGCCUGGGAUGGAAGCUCGUGUUCCAGAUAUGCACCCACUUCUAAAAGGCGAGCCAGGAGGCAAGAUGUCAAAUAUGGAGACCCCGUUGCACAGUGCUGGGAUGUGGAAGACAGCAUUAGUCAUGAAACUGCUGAUGAAAAGGUGAUUUUUGGCAUUGAAUUUAAUUCAACUUUUCUGGAAUGUAUUCCUAAAUCCCAGCAAGCCUCUAUUAGGUGGUAUAUUCAACGGUCUGGAGAAGAGCAUCGAGAAGAGCUGAAGGCUGAUGAAAGGAUCAUCAAAACAGAGCACGGGCUGCUGAUCCGCAGCUUGCAAAAGCGGGAUGCGGGAGCCUAUUACUGCAAAGCCCAGGAGCACACCUUCAUCCACACCAUCGUGAAACUGAAUUUAAACGUCAUUGAGAACGGGCAAAUGGAAAGCACUCAGAAAACUGAGGACGAGGAGGGCCGGGUGAGGGAUUUGCUCACCGAGUCGCGGCUGAGGUACAAGGAUUACAUCCAGCUGGUCAGCAGCCCCAGCUUCAGCCUGGACGAGUACUGUGAACAGAUGUGGCACCGCGAGAAGCGGCGGCAGCGGAACAAAGGUGGGGCCAAGUGGAAGCACGUGCAGGAGAUGAAGAAAAAGCGAAACCGAAGGCACCACGAGCCUGCCCGGCCACCAUCUACGUAGUCUGGAAAUUCUAUUUAAAGAAAGGACAUUUUCCAUGAAAAGAAAAAAAAUACUGUGUUAUGGUUUUGUGCAUCUUGCCUAUGAAUUCAUAUUGCUUCUUAUUGAAAUCAGAUAACUCAGCAUCGCUGUUAAUCUGUUCAAGAUUGUAUCGUGGGAUACGGUACCAAAUGAGAUGUUUCUUACUGGAGUACCACACACCAGGCAAUAAUGUUCAGAUGCAUUCAUUAGGAACAAAAGAUGUACACUUUAGCUAAUUUCUGGAUAGCCUGAGGCUACAUGAGUUGUGUUCUGUACUUCUUGCAUAAUUUUCACAUAGGAUUUAGUGUCCGUGUCCCCAUGUUAAUACUUGCUGCCAUGUUCCACCCCAGAGGUAGCUAGAUUUCAGAGGAGGGCAGAGGUAUUUUAGUUCUUUGGCAUCUUUCUGAAAAAGAAGCACUGUAGAAAAGUGUGAGAGAUCUGCAAAAUGCCCCCCUCCCCCUCGCCCUUACCCAUGGGGCUUGUAUAAAGGCACAUGGGUGGGAUUUGCUAGCAUAGAGAGGCUCAGCAAAAAAAUCAAAUUAAGUAUUGGCUUAGGGACAACAUUCAUUUUCCCCACAAAAAGAAGAAAGCUAAUCAUAGUUUAAAAGAGGGAAAUUAUAAAACGUUAUCCAUUAGAGUUUGAGAAGCCAUCAGUUUGCAGUCCAUCUGCUGAAAUGAAAUGUUGACUCUAAUUGAAACUGCCACCAAGAUGCUUGGGAGUAAAUUUCCUAAGUGAUGCGUGGGAGGUAUGUGCACAAAUCCUAUUAAUGAAUAAUGGGAUUCCUGCCUGCACCUCUCCUAUCUUUCUAAAGGUUUUAAUCUGACUGUUUCUCUGGCCCUUUGCUAGCAUCAAUUUAUGCAGAGGGAAAGAAAAAUAAAAGACAACAACAAAGCUAAAACAAAAGACGAUGAGGGAAACAUAUUUAGUGGCUGAGACCAGUGCUCUUGACACAGAGCAGACAUUCCUCAGAUGUGUGUAUUCUUUGGGAUUUUUCUCCCAAAGAUUUUAUGUAUUUUUAAGUUGAAAAAAAUGCAUUGUUGGAAUUAAUACUUUUUAUGAUAAUUAAAUAAAACAAAAGAUGUCCACGUGUAAAUAAAAUAUGUAAGUUAGAAAUUUGCUAUAGACCAUAAUCUCAUUUGUAAAGUGUUCCUUGUUCCUAGUUUCAUAUUUCGGUUUUAAAAGUCUAAUCUUUCUGUGUAAGCAGAAACACUGGGCCACAUUCUUACCUGUUUUACACUGCUAUGAUUUAACUGAAUUUAUACCUGAUUUGCAGCAACAAACACAAGCUCAAAAUUA
This is a messenger RNA of Rhea pennata, 3754 nucleotides long. RefSeq names its product semaphorin 3D (gene SEMA3D). Lineage: Eukaryota; Metazoa; Chordata; Aves; Rheiformes; Rheidae. The transcript is spliced from 18 exons. Gene Ontology annotation, molecular function: semaphorin receptor binding; chemorepellent activity. Gene Ontology annotation, cellular component: plasma membrane. The coding region runs from base 154 to 2439 and encodes 761 amino acids. The record is from RefSeq and is a predicted model, not a curated record. Gene Ontology annotation, biological process: negative chemotaxis; positive regulation of cell migration; neural crest cell migration.